CUUGGGAUGUCUUUAAAUUGGGUAAAAAUAAACUUGAACAUGAACCAUAAAACAUGCAGCACGAUUUUAAACCCCACCAAAACUACAUAGGUUGCAUCUUUCUCCCGCAAGGCAAAUGUCAUUGCACGACGUGCCACCAGGUGCCACCGUGCUCGUACAUCCAUCGAGGAGGCGUGUUCAUGGUGUUUUUUGGGUUUCUUGGAUGGAGGCGACUGGCUUUACACUUCCGAAACUGACUGUCUCUUCCGUCUGUUCCUCAACUGAACCGCUUCCGAACAGUCACCGAACUUUUGAAAGCCGUUGCCAAUAUUUGUCACGCAUGAUGUACCCCACGAGCUCCGCGAAUUUUAUAUGUAAUUGCUAGCACGCACCUCCUGAGGAGACGGUGCUCUAGGGACGGCGAUGUCUACCGCUUCAGUGGAGAAGAGCUUUGUAUGGUCGCCGGCUCCCUACGGCAACCGAAAGUUCAGCGUCCGUCGUAGCGUUCAGGUCCCGAACGACCUACCAGUCAAGGAAAUCGUUUUCCGUCUCAUGCAAGAGGAACAGUUGCCCUGCUACGUCGAAGACGAUCUGACGACCAGCUUGUCCGACUUCAUUGCCCACGAGACCGAACAGUUCUUUGACCAGACUUCGUCGACAGCCAUAGAGAAAUUUCAACGCGAUGGUGACGUGGAGGCGUUGACAGCACGCUGGACCCGUGAUUUUCGAGAGGAGCACCUGUGCUACGCGAGUGCCGAGGAGGAGACGCCCGACUCCCGGUUCCCGCACAUGUACCACACGCUCAUCCACUCCCCGGCGUUGGACACCGUGCUGAACCUAGAGCACACGUACGCCGUGGCCGUCGGAGACAUGGUGCGGGAGCGCGACGAGACCCUCGGCCGGCUGCAGAAAAGGCAAACUUCGGAGAUGGAGCGAUGCGUGCAGCAGGUGGGGCUGACCCUGACGGACCGCGACAUUAACGACAUUGCCGCCCGACACUUCGAGGAAACGCAGAGGCUGAUGGACCAAUGGGACAAGCGCAUUGGCAGCCUCAAGCAGACCCAGCGGAAGGAAUUUUGGGAGUGGGUGCGCACCGUUCACGAGGACUACACCACCUCAAAGGGCGAUCGGGGCUUUGGGGCUCGGAUGCGGGCAGCCUCCCGGUCCUUGGCAGGUCACGAAGUGGACAACUGGACGCCGCCGCCUCCCCGCCCUUCGGAGAGCUUCACCAUUCACCUCGGGUCACAGCUGAAGGUGAUGCACAACCUCCGUCUGCUGUCUGCCAACGUGCUCGACCUAUGCCGCCACACGACUUACGGCAUGGGGGUUCCGGCGCCCCAGAGGCUCCAGAUGGCCAUGUCCCUGCACUCCAACAGCCUGUCUGGUCUGGUGCUGCUCGUGGACAAUCGCAUCAACUCCUACGUCGGCAUCAAGAGAGAGUUUGCCGCCAUUUGUCACGAAUCGACGGAGCUCCACUUUGCGGACAUCGACGAUCAGCUCGAGACGGUUCGUGCCAAGGCACGCGAAGUGGCCGAGAUCCGGACAGCCGCUAGCCUAUCCGGCUCCGACGGAAGCUCGAGCCAAUCCAGUCGGCGAUCCAGUUUCUCGGGUCAGGACCAUUCGGGCGGCAGCGCAGGCGGUGGUGCCAGCCCAACCCUGCAGCCGGGCGACUUUUAUGUGACACGGCACUCGAACCUGUCCGAGGCCCACGUGGUGUUCCACGUGGUCGGGGACGAGUCCCUGCGGGGCGCCGACGUCGGCUCCCGGCACCCCGUGAUCCUGGGUCUGCGCAACGUGCUCAGGGUGGCCCACGAGCGGGACGUCUGCGGCGUCACCCUGCCCCUCCUCCUCUCCCAUGAGCUGUACGAGGAGAUGACGAUUCCGUGGUGCCUGCGGCGAGCUGAGCUGGUCUUCAAGUGCAUCAAGGGAUUCAUGAUCGAGAUGGCCUCUCUGGUGGGCGAGGAGACGCGCACCGUCCAGUUUCUCGUGCCUCAGGGAAUCUCGGAGGACCUGUUUGCCAGCCUGUCAGCCAUGCUCUCCUCCAUCUUCCGGGUGUCCAACCCACUGGUGCUCAAGUAAAGCGCCUCCCUUCAUUGGACAAAGCCAACGCAACUGUUGACGAAUCACAGAAGAGGAAACAUGGUGUACAUUUUACAACGUCGCGACAAAGGGAAGUCCUGCAAUGACCUGUCGCGAAGCAACGGGCCAUUAGUUACAACGAAAUCCUUACCUUAACAUACUCAAUCUAGGGAAUGUCCAGCAAUGGGAAAAGUGAGAAAAUACCCAGAAUUAUAGGGAAUAUUUGGUCAGCAUGGAAAAAACAGGGAGUGGUUGUGGAAUUUGGCCACAGCUUCGUGGGAGUCGGGGAAAUUUGUGAAUGAAUGUUGCUUUGUUUUUUUUUUUAAUGCAUGUUUAUAAAUUUGAAUAUAACUGUGUAUUUUUUGGGAAUAGUAAUAAUGAUGUAGAAACCAGCAGAAGUAUGAAACCUGAAUCUUGUUUUUUGAGCUUUCUUGGCUUACCGGUCAGGCUAGUAUCAUCAUUAUUGAUUGUUCCGCAAGUACAUUCUUUCAAAAGUGGUCCGGAAAUUUUAGAUGUAGUGGCGGUAGGCCCUUUGAAGAUGUUUAUUGGCCAUCUGCGAAUCACGAUGACUUGCAGAUGGCCAACAGACUUAUCGCAGUAUUUAUUUAUGGAGGUGCUGAUCACCAUGAUUGAUGAAUAUUGGAACUUAUGAUAGGUAUGUAGAACCUCUGUUAUACAUAACCUCCUCUAGAGCAGCAGUAUUUUUAGAGACUUCAUAGGACGGGUGUAUUUCUCGAAAAUUUUCUGCCCACCCAUCUCCCGAAUUUUCGUUUUAGAGAGGAGAUAGUACCAAAUGUUUUCUGAUAGUAACAAACAUAUUUCUGGACAAAGAAUAAACAUAGUAUUCAGUGC
Molecule: messenger RNA, 2910 nt
Organism: Ixodes scapularis (black-legged tick)
Lineage: Eukaryota; Metazoa; Arthropoda; Arachnida; Ixodida; Ixodidae
Product: protein C12orf4 homolog
Exons: 12
Coding region: 403-2058 (551 amino acids)
Cellular component (GO): cytoplasm
Source: RefSeq, a predicted model, not a curated record